AUGUCGCUAGCAGAAGCGCUCCUCUCGAGGGCGCAAGCCAACACCUCAGCUCUCGCUGAUCGAGGGUCCGCCAGCUCGGCUGGCGCCUCCACGGGCGGACUUGCUGCUUUCCUGGCCAGAGCGGGGAGCUCGCACACCAACGCAGCAACCGUCACCUUGGCAGACAAAGGCGUCCGCACUCGACCUCCAGUACAGAUCGCCUCGUUCCAUCCAGAAAGGACGCUACCGCCGGCCAACUACGCUUCCCAAGCUACCACGCAGCUGGUUCGAUCCGUGCGCAUGCUGCUGUCGUUGUCCAGCCAGGCGGGUCCCAAUGCUGGCGCUGUUCGACCACCCCUUCAACAGCUUUACAGCACCACACACACCUUGGUCACCCACUCGUCUGCCGAAGCGUUGGCCGAUCUGUACGACACGGUCAAGAUCGAAAUCGAACGCGCCGCUGGUAGCUUUGCUGCUGCCUUGCAUAGUUCCGGCUCUACCAAUGAGACGCUGGCAAGCAGCAUCACUUGGCUCAACCAGCUCAGUUCGGUCUGGUCCGACUGGUGCGAGAGCUUGGCCCUGGUUCGAGACGUACUCUUGCCCUUGGAUCGCUCCUUCUUCAGCACCGGUGCUGCAGCCGCCUCCGUUAGACCCGAAAGCGAUGGCUCGGAACAGCGCCGACUGCCGAUCUGGGACUUGGGACUCGAUAUCUUUGCUCACCGUUUCUUGAAGGACGCUACGCUGUCGGGCAUGAUCCUCAGCCGCAUCGCCGCUGCCGUCGAUGGCGAACGCGGCCAGACCAUUCCUUACAGGGAUUUGCACACCUCUCUUGCAGACAUGUUCCGUCAGCUAAAGGCGGAAGAGAUGCUCGACCAAGCGAUUGUCAGUGCCGCCAACGUCUUCUACCAAGCAGAGUCCACAGCCUCCAUGGCUGAUCUAUCUCCGACGCAGUACGUCGACUAUGCCGAUCGUCGCAUCAACGAAGAGCAACACCGCAGCCAGUGGGUCCUUCUCACCGACGGCGGCCGUGCCGAAAACGUGGCUGCUGCACGCAAGCAGCUCGUGGCGCAGCAUGCCGACAAGAUCCUCGCCGGGCUUCCCGAUCUCGUCUCAUGCAAGCAGCUUGACGGCCUCGCCAAGAUCUACCAACUGGUUCAUAGCAUCAGCCGCCUCUCCGAUCUGCGCAAAGCUUUUGCCGAAUACAUCAAGAUCCAUGGUGCUGCCAUCGUCAACGAUCGUGAGAGAGACGACGACAUGAUCGAGAGGCUUCUCGAGUUCAAGUCGUCCAUAGACACUAUUGUCAGCUCUGGCUUCAAGCGUGACGGCGAGUUCGUCAAUGCCCAAAAGGACAGCUUCGAGGUCUUUGUCAACAAGCGCGAGAACAAACCCGCCGAGCUCGUCGCCAAAUUCCUGGAUGCCAAGCUGCGCAGCGGAAACAAGACCAUGACGGACCAGGAGCUGGAACACAACCUCGACGAAGCGCUCAUUCUCUUCCGAUACACUCAUGCCAAGGACAUGUUUGAAGAGUUUUACAAGCGUCAUUUUGCCAAGCGCCUGCUGCUCAAUCGCUCCGCUUCCUCCGACGCCGAGCGAAGCAUGCUGCUCAAGCUCAAGGCGGAGUGCGGCCCCGAGUUCACGGCCAAGCUCGAGACUAUGAUCAAGGACGUCGAUGUAUCCAAGGAUCUCAUGGACGAAUACGAGCGCUUUGCAGUCAAGCAACGCAAAGACGAGGAUUCGCCUAUGGACGACUUUGAUCUCAGCGUCAGCGUGCUCACUCAGGCGCACUGGCCUACGUAUCCCAAUAUUGAGGUCAGCCUGCCUGCCGAGCUCGCUGCCGCGGCCGAACGGUUCGAAGCAUUCUACCAGAAACGCAACAGCGGUCGUCGGUUGCACUGGCAGCACUCGCUCGGCACGCUCUCGAUCACGACGCAGUUUGGCAAAGCGGGCGUCAAGGAGCUCCACGUCAGCACGUUCCAAGCCAUCGUGCUGAUGCUCUUCAACAAGCUCGAGUCGGGACAGAAACUGAGCUACAACGACAUCCGCACGCAGACCGGUCUCAAGGAUGAAGAGCUCAAGCGAACCUUGCAGAGUCUCGCCUGCGGUCAGAUCCCCACGCGCGUGCUUCGCAAGCUUCCGCAGGGCAAAGACGUCAACGACGACGAUGAGUUUACGUUCAACGACAAUUUCAAGAACGAACGUCAUCGGAUCCGCAUCAACCAGAUCCAGAUGAAGGAGACGGCCGAAGAGCAGAAAUCCACCGAGCAGCGCGUGUUCCUCGAUCGAGAGCUCAUCUUGCAAGCAGCGGCGGUGCGUGUGCUCAAGGCCAAGAAGACCAUCAAGCAUUCGGAGCUCAUCACCGAGGUCGUCGACCAGAUCAAGAGUCGCUUCACCGUGGAUGUCGCCGAGAUCAAGAAGGUGUUUGAGAUCUUGAUCGAGAAGGAGUACAUGGAACGUGUCGAAGGACAGAGAGGCAUGUACCGAUACUUGGCUUGA
Messenger RNA from Pseudozyma hubeiensis SY62, 2472 nucleotides. RefSeq lists its product as hypothetical. Gene Ontology annotation, cellular component: Cul4-RING E3 ubiquitin ligase complex. Gene Ontology annotation, biological process: protein ubiquitination; ubiquitin-dependent protein catabolic process; DNA damage response. The record is from RefSeq and is a predicted model, not a curated record. Gene Ontology annotation, molecular function: ubiquitin protein ligase binding. Lineage: Eukaryota; Fungi; Basidiomycota; Ustilaginomycetes; Ustilaginales; Ustilaginaceae. The transcript has a single exon. The coding region runs from base 1 to 2472 and encodes 823 amino acids.